Messenger RNA from Onychostoma macrolepis, 4155 nucleotides. RefSeq names its product leucine rich repeat and Ig domain containing 4a (gene lingo4a). The record is from RefSeq and is a predicted model, not a curated record. NCBI's taxonomy places the organism in Eukaryota, Metazoa, Chordata, Actinopteri, Cypriniformes, Cyprinidae. The transcript is spliced from 3 exons. The coding region runs from base 459 to 2276 and encodes 605 amino acids. Gene Ontology annotation, molecular function: protein binding.
GAUGACACUGCUUUCUUCAGGGAAACUCCAGGCGCCGCGCGCGGGCACGAGACCUCAAUUUCUCCAUCAUCUCAUUUAUUUAUUUCUGUGUGUUUAUCUGUUUAUUUAUUUAUUAAUGCAGCGUUAAAUCCGCAGAUUUGUGCAUCAUCUUCCUCCGCGGCUGAAGUAAUGCGCGGUCUUGGCUCGCGUCCGCGUCCGUGUUCGCGUGAAUAAAUCCUGCCGCGCGCCCCCGCGGCGCCCGUGACCCCGCAGCCGAUGCUGAUGAGCGGCGCGCACAUGAACGCGGGUAUUUCCAGCGAUUCUCUGCACUUUGAAGUGUUCUCGGGUCUGAUGGAGUCUCCGGUGGACGCACCUGUGGAGCCUGGCAGCAGGCUGUGAGCGGGCGAUCAGCGAGACUUUCUUUAGUAAUUGUUGGUAAUGAGAAGGAGCAGCCCCUCUGCCAGCUGGCGGGUCUCCAGAUGUGUGUGGCUGCUGAUUGGAGGAGGCUGUACUGGUGGGUGGUCCUCCAGUGGGUAGUGGGCGUGGCUUUAUCAGCGCCCUGCGCUCAGCGCUGCGACUGUUUGCCAAAGCUCUUGAUAGCGAACUGUUCAUCAAGAAGACUGUCUUCCGUCCCCGCAGGCGUUCCUGACAACACCCUGUCGCUUAACUUAACCAACAACCUCUUAAAGACUCUAUCAAGGCGACAGUUCCCCGGCCUGACUCAGUUACGUGAGCUGGACCUCAGCGAUAACGCACUAACAGCGAUCGAAGUCGAAGCCUUCGCCGGUUUGCGGAAUCUCGUCGUGCUGAAUUUAUCCCGCAACCAUCUAAAGAUCAUCCCGGUCGGAGCCUUCUCUGGCCUCCACGGCGUUCAGCUCCUGGACGUCAGCUGGAACGAGAUCUUGGUGCUCCUGGACGAUAUGUUCAGCGAGAUGCUGUCUCUCCAGAAGCUGGAAGCCAGCGAGAACGAUCUGGUGUUUAUCUCAAAUCGCGCUUUCGACGGUCUUUCCGAUCUGCAGGAGCUAAACCUUGACCGAUGCAACCUGACGUCUGUGCCGAUCGAAGCACUUUCACGGCUCUCCGGAAUCGUCCGGCUGCGUCUGUGCCGACUUGGACUCACGACGCUUCCCAACAACUCCUUCCGCCAGCUGGGACGUUUGCGCGAUCUUGAAGUUUCCCAUUGUCCUUGGUUGGACUCGUUAGCCGCUAACAGCCUGUUUGGACUCAAUCUCACGUCGCUAACGCUCAGCCACUGCAAUCUGAGCGCCGUACCGUAUUCCCCACUGCAUCACCUCGUCUACUUGCGAUACUUGAAUUUAUCGUACAACCCAAUCACUAUUAUCCUUUCCAACCUUCUUGGGGAUUUGCUACGACUCCAAGAGCUGCAUCUAGUCGGUACAGGGCUCAUACGAAUAGAGCCUGGUGCUUUUCGCAACCUUGCGUUUUUCCGGUUCGUCGACGUGUCGGAGAACCGUCUGGUGACGCUGGAGGAGUCUGUGUUUCAUUCGGCCGCUGCUUUAGAGGUGCUUGGACUGGACGGGAACCCGUUGGCGUGCGAUUGCCGGCUUCUUUGGGCGAUGCGCAGACGCCCGUGGCUGAGCUUCGAAGGACGUUCGCCGACUUGCGCAACACCUGUACAGGUGCAAGGCCGGUCGUUUGCUGACUUUACGGAGGCUGAGAUUCCUAGGUUGUUUACGUGCAGGCAAGCUCGCAUUCUGACUCGGAAGCCGCAGGAUGUUCGGACGGACGAAGGACAUACGGUUUUGUUCUUCUGCGCAGCUGACGGAGAUCCGGCGCCGUCGAUUAUUUGGCUGAAUCCCAAACGCUCUGUUCUGACCAGCUUGGGCCGGAUUCGCACGCUCGCUAACGGGACCCUGGAAGUGCGCUACGCACAAGUACAGGAUAGCGGGUAUUACCUGUGCAUCGCUUCGAACGCAGCCGGGAACGACAGCGUCUCGGUGAGCCUGCGUGUGCGAGGGUUUCCGGCGUCCGCUCGCAACCGCUCCGGCUCGUACUUUCUGGAAGGAUGGAGCUUCACGUCCGGGCAAGCGGCGGUCAACGGAUCGCAGCCGUUUCCGUUCGACGUGAAGACGCUUGUGAUCGCAGUUACCAUGGGGUUCCUGUCGUUCCUGAGCUCGGUGGCCGUCUGCUUCGUCUUCAUGUUUUUCUGGAGUCAGAGCAAAGGGCAGAUCAAGCACACGGCGACUAUCGACUUCGUGCCGCGCAGCGCGGCGACGGCGUCCGGAGGCGGACGGACAACGAUGGAGACGGGCAGGUUCACAAUGAAGCUAAUCUGAAAACUUGAGAACAUGAGAUGUUUGAGGUGCUACUAGAUAUCCAGAGUUUCCCAUAAGCUUAAACAUAAGGAUAAGAUGCAUGACGCUCCUGAAUGUCGUUCACUGCACAAAAUUGUUUUUCAUCAGUAUUUUUGUCUUGUUUACCUGUACAAAUAUUUUUAAAUUAAAGGGAUAGUUCACCCAAAAUGAAAAUUAGUCCAUGCUUUACUCACCCUCAAGGUAUCCUAGGUGUAUAAACGUCCGUAAUAAAACAUGCCUCACAUGGCUCCGGGGGGUGAAUAAAGGCCUCCUGUAGCGAAUCAAAGCAUUUUUGUUAGAAAAAUAUCCAUAUUUAAAGUUUUAUAAACUGUUUGGAUGUUCUCGCUGGAACUAACGCUUCUCCCCCUGGAGCCGCGUGAGGCACGUUUUAUUACGGAUGGAUGCACUUUAUUGGACUUCUUUUGGACCAUUGAAAAAUAACAGCCAUUCACUGCCAUUAUAAAGCUUGGAAGAUCCAGGACAAUUUUUAAUAUAACUCCGAUUGAAUUCGUCUGAAAGAAGAAAGUCAUAUACACCUAAGAUGCCUUGAGGGUGAGUAAAUUUUUGGGUGAACUAACCCUUUAAGAUGCAUUUAGUGGAGAUGCAUAAUGACAAAAGUCAUCUUGUUUUCUGGAGAAAUGAAGUAUGUUUAUGCUUAAAACAAGAGCAAAUAUCUGCCUUUGGGUCAUUAAGCAUUGACUAUUUCAAAGGGAAAACUUCAGAUUUCGUUGACUGAUAUUUGUUCCUCAUUUUAAAGGUGCAGUAUGAAAUAUUGACAGCUAGUGGUUGAAAUGGGUAUUGCAGUCCAAAUUCAUAAUAUUGGAGAGAGUUGUUUCUCCACACCCUUUUUCUGAGACUCAAUGCUCACACGGGUUGCCAGAUUGAGGAUACGAAACAGAAGCAAGACUUGAAUGGAAGGUGACGAGCCUUAGACUGUAAGUUGAGUUGUUUUAUCAGUGUUUUAAUAUGCCUCUGGUCACAGAGCUUUUUAGAUGGAUGCCGAGGCUCUUUAGAUCUGGUAGAAUCUCUGAUCUCUGACCCAGUUCCUUUGCUGGCUUCCAUGGCUCAAAUACGUUGUGUUUUCUGCCAUCUGGCAACCUGGAGGGUCGAAAUCCUAUUGGGUGAACUGGCAAUGGGCGGAGUCACACAGACCAAAACAGCUGUAGCGUUGUUUUUCAGAGACACAAGUAUGUGAACUUAGCAUGUCUCUAAAUAUCUGCAAAUAUGGUAUUUUUAUGCUUUAGUAAAGUUAAAAAACUACAUGCAGCACUUUUAACUCUCUGAUUAUUUCACGGGUCAUUUUGACCCAUGUUUGAUUUAAAAAUUUUAGAAAUUUGAAAUUUUGUGAGUUUUUCUCAUUUAGGGCCAUGAAUGUGCACGCAACAUUUCGACAUUCUGAUGUAUUUUGGAAAGGCUGUAUAAAUUUCGGUGACUCUGAGGGGGUUUGGUGUUUCCAUUGGUUUCCAUGCAAUUUACCAAAAAUCAACACUUUGCAAAGUCUGAGGAAAAAAAAACAAAAACAGAAAAAAAACACCAACAACAGAAACCUUUUGUGUAGCUUGUCAAAGAUUAAACUAUGAAAUGCAGUACAUGAGUACUUAUGAAAUCUAACACUCAAAGUUCAGUAGAAAUCAUCUUCUGAAUCGCAGGGAGAAUUUGCGGUUUCUUCAUCCAUUUUAGUUUCACAGUCUGUGAAUCUGUCAGAGGAUGUUUUUGUUCUGUUGCAGAACUGAAAAUAAGUGUGAGAAACACAUUUUACCCUCGCAAGCAGACAAAACAAAAAGAAAAGACUGUAAAUAGUGUUUCUGUUCAUAGCCUAAGUACAAAUAAUUUUUUUUUUUUUACACAUUUGCAGUAGUUA